GUUUGUUGACUGACUGUGACUGGAAAGCUUCGGCUACGCUUUAGCGUCCAUUGGCAAACUAGCUAGCAACCGUGUCAAGAGUUGAAGCUGUUCAAUUGACAAGUUGUCAAUAAUGUCACUCACGUCGUACAGCCUUAGUGGCAGUAUUCGGCAUUAGAAGGCUCGCCUGUAAAUGAAUGGCUCUUGUUUUCGGACCAUUUUUAAAUCGAGAACGACGUGGUUUUAGCUAGCUUUAGCUUAAGUUGCAAGAUUGACGAUAAGAUAGACGACUAAAGUUCCUCUGGAGUGGAUGGGUACCUGUGGGCUUAGCAGAAGUAGCUUUGUAGCAGUUAGCAAGGUGACAGCGAAAUGGAAAGAAGAAUACGUCCACAUGGAUAUCGACCCUAAGUAAAUCGUCAUUUUCGGGGCCAGUAUAAGCAGGUAUCUUACAGAGCUGAAGCAGCGCUGUCUGGACGUAGCUGCAAACUAUCUGUCGUCUGCGGCUGCAUCGCCGGCCUAGGAAGCUAGCAGCAAGCUAGCUAGCUGCACGGCUGGCUCGUCUAGCAAAGUUGUGCAUUGCUGAUGGCCUCCCUGCCAGUCAUGGACACUGUGACUGACACAUGCCCUGCGGUGCACCAGAAUGGGACUGCCCAUCGGGAAACUGUAGACACAAGACCUACUGCUGCCGCUGCUGUUCUGAGGCUUCAUUUGUACCACAGCAGCCCGGGAACAUCUGAAUGCAGCAUCCUCAGCUACCCACCUGGUGACUAUGUGGCUGAGGAGCUGUGUAUUGAUGCAGCCAAGGCGUGCAAUGUAUCACCUCUGUACUGCAGCCUUUUUGGUCUCUUCCGAGAGCGAGACCGCUUGUGGUUCUCACCCAACUACAUAUUCCACCUGGACGAAUCAGCCUCAGAGGAUGUGUUUUUUAGAAUAAGGUACUACUUCCCUGGCUGGUACAGCGGUGGGGCAUCCCGAGCGUAUCGAUAUGGGGUUGCAAAGGGGUCAGAGAGCCCUGUCCUUGAUGACUCUGUUGUGUCAUACCUCUUCUUUCAGUGGAGGAAUGACUUUGUGAACGGCCUGGUCAAGAUCCACUCCCAUGAGACUCAGGAAGAGUGCCUUGGUAUGGCUGUACUGGACAUGACGAGGACAGCAAAGGAGAGACAGAUAUCACCGCUGGACAUCUACCACACUACAAGGUAAAGUCAUUUUUUACCGAAGGACAUGAGAGCCCAGAUCCAGGAUUGCAACUUCUUGACACGAAAGCGAACGUUUCGCUUCAAGCGUUUCAUCCAGCAGUUCAGCCAGUGCCGUACAACAGCGCGGGACCUCAGACUCAAGUACCUCAUUAGCAUGGAGUCUCUGGAGAAGGCCUUCUACACAGAGGCCUUCCAGGUCAGGGAACCGUCCAGCGGUCAGCUCAUCAUCCUGGUGGCUGCAGACACUGGCAUCCAGUGGUGUCGAGAGAAACUAAAAGACUCUGAGGAGCAGUUGCAGACUUGGUGUGACUUUCCUGAUGUCACUGACAUCAGCAUCAAACAGGCCAGCAAAGAGGGAGCAGCAGAGCGAAUAGUGACCAUCAACAAGCAAGAUGGAAAGAAUCUGGAGUUGGAAUUCCCAAGCUUACUUGAAGCCCUUUCCUUUGUGUCCCUCAUUGAUGGCUACUAUCGAUUGACUACAGACGCACAUCAUUACCUUUGUAAAGAAGUUGCCCCUCCGAGGCUUGUGGAGUCCAUUUCCUCACAUUGCCACGGCCCCAUCACAAUAGAGUUUGCCAUUAAACGGCUUCAGAAGAGUGGGAACAAGCAGGGAUUGUUCAUUUUACGAUGCAGCCCAAAGGAUUUCAACAAGUAUUUUCUGACUUUCCCUGUCAAGGUUUAUGAUGUUAUGGAAUACAAGCACUGCCAGAUAACAAAGUCUGCAAACGGGGAGUUUAACCUCAGUGGAACCAAAAGAAACUUCCGCAGCCUCCAGGAUCUACUCAGCCGCUACCAAGAAACUGUGCGCUCUGACAGUGUCAUUUUCCAAUUCAGCAAGUGCUGUCCACCUAAAUCCAAAGAAACGUCCUGCCUCCUUGUGUGCAGGAGCAACAAGGUCUCAGAAGUACCUCCAUCUCCAUCACUACAGCGACGCACAAUCAGUCAAAUGGUGUUUCACAAGAUCAGGAAAGAAGAUCUGGAAUUUAUUGAAAGUCUAGGUCAAGGGACAUUUACCAAAAUCUUUAAAGGGCUGCGUAAGGAGGUUGGAGACUACGGGCAUGUUCAUCAAACUGAAGUCGUCAUGAAAGUUCUGGACCACGCUCACAGGAAUUACUCUGAGUCUUUCUUUGAAGCUGCCAGCAUGAUGAGCCAGUUGUCCCAUAAACACCUGCUCCUCACUUAUGGCGUCUGCGUCUGCGGAGAAGAGAACAUCAUGGUGCAGGAGUACGUGAAGUUCGGCUCUCUGGAUACAUAUUUGAAGAAGAACAAGAACACGAUAAACAUUCUGUGGAAGCUGGAAGUGGCCAAGCAGCUGGCCUGGGCCAUGCACUUCCUGGAGGAAAAGCAUCUUGUCCAUGGGAACGUCUGCGCUAAAAAUGUUCUGCUCAUCCGAGAGGAGGACCGCAGAGCUGGGAACCCACCUUUCAUCAAACUGAGCGACCCUGGCAUCAGCAUCACUGUUCUGCAUAAAGAAAUCUUGAUAGAGCGAAUCCCUUGGGUUCCUCCUGAGUGCAUCGAAGACCCUGCCAACCUGAGCCUGGCUGCAGACAAGUGGAGCUUUGGCACCACUUUAUGGGAGAUCUGCAGUGGUGGAGAGAAACCUUUAGCAGCACUGGACAACUCUAAGAAGAGCCUGUUUUAUGAGGACCGCCACCAACUUCCUGCGCCAAAGUGGACCGAGCUGGCUAAUCUGAUUACCAGCUGCAUGGACUACGAGCCCACAUUCAGACCCACAUUUCGCGCUGUCAUCCGUGACCUCCACAGCCUCUUCACGCCAGACUAUGAGCUGAUUGUGGAGAGCGACAUUCUGCCGAAUCGGACAGCGGGUUCAGGCUGGACGACCGGAGGCUUCGAGAGUCAAGAACCAGCUCAGUUUGAGGAGAGACACCUCAUCUUUCUGCAGCAACUGGGCAAGGGAAACUUUGGGAGUGUGGAGAUGUGUCGAUAUGACCCACUCCAGGACAACACAGGGGAGGUGGUGGCUGUGAAGAAGCUCCAGCACAGCACUGCCGAGCACGUGCGCGACUUCGAACGGGAAAUCGAGAUCCUGAAGUCUCUGCAGCACGAGAACAUUGUCAAGUACAAAGGGGUGUGCUACAGUGCAGGGCGACGAAAUCUCCGUCUGAUCAUGGAGUAUCUGCUUGGAAGCCUCCGAGACUACCUCAUGAAAAACAAGGAGAGGAUCGACCACAAGAAGCUAUGGCACUACACGUCUCAGAUCUGCAAGGGGAUGGAGUACCUGUCCAGUAAGCGCUAUAUCCACAGAGACCUGGCAACACGGAACAUCCUUGUGGAGAGUGAGCUAAGGGUGAAGAUCGGAGACUUUGGCCUCACCAAAGUUUUACCUCAGGACAAAGAGUAUUAUAUGGUCAAAGAGCCAGGAGAGAGCCCCAUAUUCUGGUAUGCCCCUGAGUCGCUGACUGAAAGUAAGUUCUCUGUGGCGUCAGACGUCUGGAGCUUUGGAGUGGUGCUUUAUGAACUCUUCACUCACAGCGAAAAGAACUGCAGCCCUCCUGCAGUUUUUAUGUCCAUGAUGGGGAAUGACAAGCAGGGACAGUUGAUUGUGUAUCAUCUUAUCGAGCUGCUCAAAUCAGGAAGUAGACUGCCUCAGCCCCUGGGCUGCCCCCCUCAGAUCCACGAGAUCAUGGAGGAGUGCUGGGACAACGACCCUGGUUUGCGUCCUGGCUUUAAGGAGCUGGCUCUCCGCAUCGAUCUGUUCAGGGACAGUAAGGAGUUCUAAAUAGAAAAAUCACCCUAAGUGCCAUGUCUUCUUCAACCAAGACGCUCUUAAUGUCAUUGCUGUGUUUGUGGCAAAGAGACAAAAAGGCCAAAUCGAGGUCCUGAUCCUGCUGUGAGAUGCCAGUGUGUGGCCAAACAGUUAAGGACUGAAAGAGUGCUGGAUCAGCUCAUUAACUACUGCCAAGGUGCCUUUAAGAAAGGCACUCAACCUCCAGAAUGAUGCUGCCUUGUGGCCAGCACCACGACAAAAUGGUGUCUUGGAUGUGUUGAACCGAUUAAGGUAAUACUGCUGAAAGACGGCAACUCUGUUGGGUCAAACCUCCCAUAUAAAAUCAAAGUUUGUAGAGACUGUGAGUAGUCUGUCACCAGGCCUGAAGCUACAGAUGCUUGUGUCAAACAAGUUGUUUGUCUGUCUGCAUGUAUGUAUGUGUGUGUGUGUGUGUGCGUGCGUGCGUGUGCGUGUUUGAGUUUGAGUGCGUCAGAGAGGGUGAGUGUUGUAUUUGCAUAUAACCAGCUAGCAGGACUAGCUCUCGCCACACCUUUUUCCUUUACCUACAGAGAGAUGGACUAAUAGUGUUUCUAUGUAUGUGUGUAAAUACCUACAGUAUAUUUGUGUACAUAUGUCCAUUUUCUAAUUUUAUAAAAUGACAGUAUAGUAAAGACUAUAUUUGAACUGCCAGCAACAUGUCAUUGUAAAUGAAGUACAUACAAAGGUGAUUUAAAAAAUCCAUUGUUUUAUGUUUUAAAUGUGCGAGUUGGUGUGAACAUUAAAAACUGUUUAACCUCAUAAA
Sphaeramia orbicularis (orbiculate cardinalfish) is the source of this 4705-nucleotide messenger RNA. RefSeq names its product Janus kinase 2b (gene jak2b). NCBI's taxonomy places the organism in Eukaryota, Metazoa, Chordata, Actinopteri, Kurtiformes, Apogonidae. The record is from RefSeq and is a predicted model, not a curated record. Gene Ontology annotation, molecular function: growth hormone receptor binding; histone binding; ATP binding. Gene Ontology annotation, biological process: cell surface receptor signaling pathway via JAK-STAT; growth hormone receptor signaling pathway via JAK-STAT; cell differentiation. Gene Ontology annotation, cellular component: membrane; cytosol; cytoskeleton.